Molecule: messenger RNA, 1037 nt
Organism: Oryza brachyantha (malo sina)
Lineage: Eukaryota; Viridiplantae; Streptophyta; Magnoliopsida; Poales; Poaceae
Product: nicotinamidase 2-like
Exons: 1
Coding region: 195-803 (202 amino acids)
Source: RefSeq, a predicted model, not a curated record
UACUGGAUCUUUACUGGGCUACGGCCCCGUCUCGUGAGACAGGGCUCGCGUCGUCGCGUGGGCGUGGGUGACAUCGCCAUCGUGUCGUGCGGCCAUCUCGCGCUUCUGGAAGUUUCUCGAUAUCCCCUUCCGUUUCGCGGGGCUGCAGGGUUGCUCUCUCAAGUCUCGAUCCUGCCGCCGAGUCGACUCCGACCAUGUCGCGGCCGGCCUCCUCUGCGGCGGCUUCGUACACCAGGUACGAGACGCGCCGCCGGGACCCCGACCCGCGCGCGGCGGCGCUCCUCGUCAUCGACCUGCAGGGCCAUUUCGCGUCGAUCGCGCCGCCGAUCAUGCCGGCCGUCGCCUCCACCGUCGCGCUCUGCCGCGCCGCCGGGGUCCCGGUCGUCUACACCCGCCACGUCGACCCCGUCCCCCGCACCGGCCCGCUCGGCGAGUGGUGGCCCGGCGACCAGAUCACCGACGGCACGCCGGAAGCCGAGCUCCUCCCCGGCGCCGGCCGCCGCGAGGGCGACCUCGUGGUGGAGAAGCGGACGUACAGCGGCUUCGCCGGCACGGGGCUCGAGGAGGCGCUGCGGCGGAUGGGCGUGGAGGAGGUGAUCGUGACGGGCGUGAUGACCAACCUGUGCUGCGAGACCACGGCGCGGGACGCGUUCGUCAGGGGGUUUCGGGUGUUCUUCUCGGCCGACGCCACCGCCACGGCGAGCCAGGACCUCCAGGAGGCGACGCUCGUCAACAUGGCCUACGGAUUCGCCUACAUCGUCGACUGCAAGCGGCUCGAGGCAGCAUUUGGGAAGGCCAAGUGAGGUGCGAACAUGCUCUGCUCCUUUGCUCUUAUCUCCUUCACUUGUACUACUACAUAUGCGAUACAAGUAUGUUAUUUGUGAGUUUGUUCUGUUUCGAAAUUCAAAAGACCUGGAGUAGUGACUAUGCACUAGUGCAGCUAUGGUUAGUGACGAAUACACAUGUUGCUUGCUACUUGUUUGCACUAUGAUUCUAUGGGGUAUCAACUAUCAAAGGGCUCUUGGAUUAUCAAUUUA